Molecule: messenger RNA, 1606 nt
Organism: Laetiporus sulphureus 93-53
Lineage: Eukaryota; Fungi; Basidiomycota; Agaricomycetes; Polyporales; Laetiporaceae
Exons: 8
Coding region: 101-1330 (409 amino acids)
Source: RefSeq, a predicted model, not a curated record
GGUGCUCGCCGUGCGCCACAAUAGCCACAAUAGCACAAGCCUGAUAUGAACGCCCACUGAAUCUGGGGGUACCAAUGGACGUCUGCAACAGCCUCCCGAGAUGGUCAACAAUGCCCACCUCAUCCAGUCUCUUCUUCGUCAGCUCCAACAGUCUGAAUCCGAUCCAUCGUCUUCAAUGGUGGUGAGAGAGCGAGUUCAAUCGGAACCUUGCCUACUUGCUCGUCUUCCUUCAACCGCCUUCAUACAGCGUGAGGCCGAGCAGUUAGCUCCAAAGGCUAUCAUCAAGCAGCUGAGACACACUCCGCCGAGCUCUCCUGAGCUAGAUGCGGCAAGUCCCCUACCCGAGGAAAGUAUCGAAGGAGAAGUCGAGGAGGAACAGCCUGUGCCACAGACGCCACAGGAAGAAGAAACAAUUCCCUCGCCUAGCAGGGCGAAGAGCCUCUCAUCUGUUCUCUCAUCCAUCUCUUUACCGUCUCCCAACUUCUCGUUACGCCGUUCUUCACGUAGUGUUGCGUCCACAGGAACAAGACCAUGGAAGGAACCUGAGCCAUACGAGGUGUUCCGCGCGGUUGAGAAGAAGGACAUCAUGUUUCUGAUGGAAGUGCGAGACAAGGCAUUUCAUCUUCUCCUACGCAAGAACGGUGAUGCGUCGCCCUUGCUGCACUGUAUCCGCAUAGGCAAGUCCCACCAAGAAGUUGCCAUCGUGCUACUAGGUGCCUUUUCGCGAUAUAUCAACAAUCUGCAAGAUGAUGAGAUCAAUCUGCCACGCACGAAGAUGCUGCUCAAGGCGCUACGAGUGAAUCUCCGACUUGCAAUCGAUCUAGGGCUGCAGACGUCUCAGAGCGACCUCAUUGCUUCCUUUUUGCAAACGCUCAUUAUGAGCGAAGGCGACAAAUGGGUUUGGGCGCAGACAGGUAAUGUUGCAUCCGCACUGCGUGCAGGCACAGCAGGCAAGCCCGUGAAGACCGCCGAAGAUGCUGUGAGAGGUUUUGCUACGAAGGAACUGGGGAAGGCGAAGCUCAUUGCAGCAUUUGAAGACUAUGUCGGGAAUGCCACUACAGAUCUUCUUAUGAUGGGUGCGUGGUCGCUGGUCAUGGAUCAUGUCCAAGCAGAGCUCAUUCCGAGUUGGUAUUUUGCCCGGGAUGACCGCGUGUACAAGGCCUUCGUGGAACGGCUUGACCGUCACAAAGCAGAUAUCAGCCGAGUCAUCGGACGCCGCCUUCGUUGGCAGUUGCGAGUCUUGCGCCAGGUCCUGGAAGGCAGGAGUACGAGUUACCACAGCAAGGUGCAAAUGCUGGCCGAGGAGUUCGAUGAAGGGGAAGGAGUCUGAAGAUGUUUCACAGUUUCAUUUCAUCUCAACACGGACUUGGAUCGCAGAUUAUAUUCGCACGGCACCUGCUUGAACAUCGCAAAAUGGUAAUGAUUCUUCUUUGCCGCCUGACCUGCUAUGACCACGAAGAGCCAUGGAGACUCGCAUUCCUUGUUUUCAAUAUGGCCUAGAAACCUAGCAAUGCAUCAAGCAUGCUCAUACAAGGUGCUAUCCGGGUAUGAGCCCACAACCCGUCUGAUGGCGUAUUAUUGAGCAAAGAUCAAGUAUCUUCCAUGA